Messenger RNA from Triplophysa dalaica, 7439 nucleotides. RefSeq lists its product as uncharacterized. The transcript has 13 exons. The coding region runs from base 418 to 5889 and encodes 1823 amino acids. Lineage: Eukaryota; Metazoa; Chordata; Actinopteri; Cypriniformes; Nemacheilidae. The record is from RefSeq and is a predicted model, not a curated record.
CCAUCCUUCCGUGCAAUGCGAUCCCAUACCGCCUUCCGGCUCCUACAGCAAGUUUGUGUGAGCCAGCCUGCGGUUUUGUUUACAGAAAGACCGCAAAUUUGCCAAAUAACCCGUCAGGACCGGCGUUAUAGCGGUACGGAAUUCUUUCCUAGUACGAUUUAUGCGGGAUAAACCGACGACUCAACGGAGAACGGUAAACCGCGAUCAACAGGACGCGAUCCAUCCGACACACAGCAGCGGGGUUUGGUUGCGCUUUAAUCCCAAACAGCACACGCAGGUGGAACAGAAAGACGUCUAUUAGAAGUUCACGAAGAGAGUUUGGCUCCGCCUCCUCCCCAGAUGAUAUGACAUCACUCUGCGGUUACCACAGAAACCAGGGCUCCACUGCAGACGGCUGACAGCCAAGCAGGUGGUGUGAUGGCUGCCCAGGUGGAGUUUGAUGCUGGGCGGCCAAGUAUGGGGAGUCGUCUGCACCUCAGCCCUCUCAUUGACUCUAGCAACAAGAGCUUAGUGGAGGCUUCUGGUGGCCCACAGGGAUCACUUAUUAUAUCCUCAGAGCCUACCAAACCUGUCCCAGGCCCCAAACCCAGAUUGACCCCUAAACCUUUCACUGUGGAAAAAAAUCCUACUAUACGCCACAUUAUUGCUCCUAAACCACAGCCGAAACCUAAACCUGAAUCCACACAACUAGCUCCCAGCAAGCCAGACCCACCAAGCACACCUAAACCACAGCCAGCCGGUAAACCCAAUCUACCAUCCACAAAUUCAAAUCGGCCUGAAUCCUUUGCCUUUAAAACAGGUCCGAAGACAAGCGCAGGACAAACAAACAAACCGGUGGCACAGCCCUUUAAACCAGCACCUACUAUUACCUCUACGGAUGUGAACAAAUCUAAGCCGACCCCAAGUGGAGAUGUACUGAGAAGAACAAGUUUUGGAUCCACACCAGCUCGACCAAAAACGAAUGUUCAGGCCUCAACUCCUGGUGCUGAAUGGCCCUUUGCGUCCCAAAAUAAAACACCUGGCCUGUCAAUCAUUCGGGCUAAAUCAAUGUGCUUCCUAACAGAGAUUGGGCAGAAUUUUGAGAAUACUAAAGAGGACAUCGGUGCCAAGGAUGAGAGUUCUUCUGCUGUUCUUCGGCCCCAGUCGAAAGGUUCAAGAGCCAGACCGGUUUCAGCUGUGUUCUCUCCGAACCCCACACAAUUGGAGUCCCUCUCUCCUGCUCCUCGCUGGGCAGAAAGACGGCCACUUUCCUCUGACCUUACUUCAAAGUUUGAGUCAGUUGGGUUGUUCCUACACCGCCGACCUGGUAAGGAGGACAGUAAAGAAAACACUCCAGAAACAACAGAGGGUGUUGGAGCUGUAAGUCUGAGAGAGAAAGAAAAUGCAGAAGGGCGCAACAAGCCCUCUGUGCCUGAUAAAAUAAGUCAAAAGACAGAACUAAGAGACACAGACUCUAAACCUGAGGACAUAGGAGAAAGCAGUAUAAGGAGGCGCAUCAGUUUGCUCCUGGAUUCUUCUUCAUCUUUCGCGGUAGCACGUGUGGAUACUCAAGGGACAGAGCCUCAUUCACCGGUGCUGGCGGUCUCUGAUACUGAUGGUGGUGUGGGGGUGAAACAGCGAAUCAAAGAACUUACUGAAGAAGUGCCUACUACGUUGUCGCAACCCCAGAAGCCACAAAUAAGGCCACGCAGUCUUCUAUCUGACCGUACUAAAAGAUUUGAGGCAGAUAAUGAUGAUUCUAGUUCCAGUGAGUCCAAAGAUCCCCAGGAGGUUAAGGAAGAUCUCAGCAAGAAGUUCUCCAGUAUUGAAGGACAAACAGAAAACACACAGGAAACCAGCAAGUUACCAUCACAUGGUGUUCAAGACCUGCCCACCCACUCUUUAGAUAGUGAUGGCGUGCAAACGGUACGAGCAGCUAUGUUUGAGCAUGUGGUGGAGAGGCAUAGUGUUCAAGUGAUGGAAGAUUGCAUCUCACAAGGCCCAGCACAGCAGCAAAGCACAGUUAAACGCACACCCAGGCGGAAUCACUCUUUGCGGAUUCGAGACAAUACCUUUAAAGCUCUUGAAGAUGAUGAUCCUGGUAGUUUGGUCAAAGCAACAUACAGAGAGCAAAUUUCCCCUCUUAGCCCUGUUUGUGUAGACCAUGUUGUUGGCUCCGUGGCCUCAUUUGAAGAGAGCCGUGCUGUUAGUGAGUCACUACCAACAGCUCAUCUGGAGGACCGUGCUCUCACCCUUCGUUCACGUCGAUCAGGUCCUCUGGAGAAAGAGGAUAGACCCACCACAGAGAUUAGUAACCCGCAAGCUAAUAAAGAGAGCACAUCUGCUGCCUCUUUGAUGGAGACACGCAAUCCUCGCUACCUCAGGGUGGGUGCACUGAAGAAAUGGAAUGUAACAGAUGUGGACAGGGAGUUUGAAACUGAAAGAGAAAUGGUGAGAAAGAUGGAAGAAGAGAUACAAAAGCAGAUUGAAGUGCACAUGGCUGCAACAGCAGCCUUGGAGGAAGAGGAGGAAGAUAGUGGAACAGUAGGGUUAACACCGAUAGAAGCACAAAGGGAAAGAGAGAGGGAACAAGAGGAAGUUGCAGCAGCAAAGCGGCCUAAGAUGCUGGAGCACGAAGAGCAUGCAAACAAACCUAGAGCCACAUACUUUGCUCUGACUGGUCAGAUUCAUGAGACUGUUCACCAAGGUGAGAGAGUAAAUGAAGAAGAGAUCUUUGGUAGAGGUAAACAAGCAAUGGUGGGUGGAGAGGACAGAGGGAUGAAGAGGGAAGGGCCAUUCGAUGAUUUCACUUUUAGAACAGGGCAGUGGGCUGCUCAGAAUCCAUUUGCUCCAUUUAAAAGAAAUUCUUCACUGGAGGCUGCAAUGCAUAAAGAUGUGGUGGAGGAACUACAUGUACAUGACACCGAGGGAAUCGAUCACAGAUUACAAGACAGGGAACGACACAGAGCAACCAAGGAGGAGAUGGAAAAAGACAAUCAAAGAUCAGUAGAGUUUGAAAAGAUGAAACAAUUGGAAAGGAUGCGAGAAAAAAAACAGAGAGAGCUGGAGAUGGAGAAUCAAAGGGAAAUUGAAAAAAGGAGACAAAUAGAGAUAGAGAGACUAAAACAAUUGGAAAGACAAAGAGAGCAAGAGAGAGAUAUCCAGAGGGAGUUAGAGAGGCAAAGGGAAAUAGAACGACAGAAACGAGAAAAGGAACGACAGAAGCAAAUGGAAUAUGAGAGAAUGAAGGCUGCAGAAAAAGAGCUCGAGCUGCAGAGAGAGUUUGAAAGGAAACGUCAAAAAGAGUUUGAGCGUGAGAAGGAGAGAAUGCUUGACCAGGAGAAACUUAGGCUUCGAGAAUUUGAAAAACUGAAAGAGAUGCAAAGAGAAAGAGAGAGACAGAUAGAGUUAGAACAACAGAGGGAAGUUGAAAGACAAAAACAGAGAGAACUUGAAAAACAACAAGAAAUUGAGCGGCAGAAGGAGUUAGAAAGACAAAGGGAAUUGGAGAGACGGCGUGAGUUGGAGAAACAGAGAGAGAUUGAAAAAGAAACACAGAGACAAUUGGAAAGACAGAGAGAACUAGACAGACAAAGGGAACUAGAGAGGCAGCGGGAUCUGGAGAGACAACUGGAGAUGGAAAGACAUAGGGAGUUGGAGAGGCAGAGGGAGAUGGAGAUGGAGAGGCAGAAAGAACUUGGAAGACUGAAACAGACAGAGAUGGAGAGGUGGAAAAAACAGAAAGCUGAGGAGAGGGAAAGGAAGAAAGAGCUGGAAGAGCUUGAGAGAAUAAAGGAGCUUGAGAGACAACAACUUCUAGAUUUUGAGCUGCAGAGACAGGGUGAAAGGCCACUCCAGCAAGAGCAUAGGAAACACAGAGCAAAAGGAACAACUGAACUAGAGGGGGACAGAAAGCAGCAAUCUGAACGCCAGAGGGGAGUGGUACGACGGGCGGGAGUAGAGCAAGAAAAGAGAACAGCUACAUCUCCACUUCGGCCCAAGGUUCUAGAUCUGGACCAAGUCUAUUUGGGUGCUCGGGCUGGUCGAGAUGAGAAUAGUCCAACAGCCAGAUGGAAGCAGCCAUCACUUCGUCCUGAUGAGGUUUACAGGCCAGCCAUCCUAGACAUAGACUCAUUCAGAAGUCAAACCCAACCUGAUUGUUUAACUGGUCAAGUGACUCAUGGUCGUCCACAAUCUACACAGCUGAAUCUACCCCAGCCCCACACAGCACCUCAAGGUCAGUCUCUUCCUCAGCCACUAUUCCACCCUCAGUCCCAGGCUUUCUUACAUCCCUCCCCGGCAGAACGGAUGAGAACUCAACUUCCUUCACCUCUGCAACCCCAAAUUCUUCACCAAAACCAACAGAAUGUACUGCCCUUAAAUACAGAAAUACCUGAGUACCAAGCUCAUUCACUGACCGAGACCUCAGAUUGGGCCUUUUUUGCGCUGCAGCCAAGCUCUGCUUUGCCCCAAGCACAAACUAAUGUUUGGGGACAAAAAGAGCUGGCUGUGGAUGAGCCUCUUUGGGUAUCAGCCACAGAAGGUUCCCGAAGGCCCAUUAGCACCAGACCCGCCAGCCUUGAGCAACAACUUUUGCGUCCAGAGGAAAGAGGUUUAGCUAAUGUUUUGACACCAAAUCCAGCCACUGCCAUGUCACCUGUGUUUACCCCCGUACAGCAGACCUCUAUUGCAGCCCCCUCGAUUGCCAUUCAGACUCCUUCGCCGACUGUGCAAUCAAACCUUUGGCCUCCUGCAACCCCUAUCCUGAACACGGAGGGAAGCUGGACUUCAGUACCUUUCAGUGGUGGGUCAAGCGCGUCCUUGGCCCUUUCUCCUGCAACACCAUUAGUUGGGAAAGACACCUUGGUGCCCGGUAGUCAAAAUGCGACCUCUGUGUCUGAUCCUACAUGGAGCCCAAACUGGGAGCAGGUUUCCCAGGGUCAGAGAGAGAACCGUGCACCACAUAGGGACAAAGGACAACAGAAACGUUCAAGGAGUAUGUGUCGAAAGUCUGAUCUGUCAAAAGUCUAUUUUGAUGAUGGCCCGCCUGUCCAUGUGAGAACUCGCAGAAGUCGGAGCGCACACAGAGAAAAAUGUGGAGAGAGCUCGGAGCUGGUAAAACGGUGUGUGGGACAAGAACAAGAGGAGAAUAAAGACACAGACAAUCUAGUGCAGGAGACAGACAGCCAGUACGGCACAUGGGAGACGGGCCUUCGUACAGAUGAAAGCCUUACUCCAGCUACACCUUCACCCGAAAGCAACCUCACCCCAUCGCCACGGAAACCCAGCCCACCCCACACGUCAGAACAGAAUCUUCUCAUCGACACAACAGACGGCUUUGCCACCUCUCCUCACAGACAGACUGAGCUCCCAUUUCCAGAGACACCCACAAUACUGUUAGACAACAGUGCACAACGUGCCAAGGCUCAGUUGAGAAGUAAGAGCACUCGCCGAGCCCCUCCCUCUCGAGCCGCCCGGCACAGCGCCAUGUUAUCACAAGUACCUGAAGCAGGAGCAGGAGGGGAUGAAUGGCGCUACAGAGAUACAACAGAGGAUAAGACUGACUCUUCUAAACCAGAGGAGGAGUCAGACUCCGAAGAGCAGACCAAGGGACUGAAGUCCCGUUCAUCUUCCAGCUCUUCGCAACCACAGAGAGUGGCUCUCUUCCCAGGAAUGGACCCAUCUGCCCUGAUGGCCCAGCUAAAGAAGAGAGAGUCAGACAAUCAGACAGACGGACCCUCACCCUUACAGCUCUCACGCUCACCUAAAUCUCCAUUCAUGCCCCGAGCCGCCCGUGUGCUGCCUCCUGCUGGUGGCAAAGAGAAUGGAGAGGAGUCUUCACCUCAGUGGCUGAAGGAACUAAAGACUAAGAAACGUUUGAGUCAAUAUGAAACCGAUAAUACAGCCUGAACAGACAGGAUGCCUUAUAACUGCAGUAUCUGUAGCUGUAAAUCAUGAAAGAAGCCUUAACCUUUGACCGGGAGCGGACGGGAAUUCUGCUGCUGCUGCUGACUACAACAUUUAUUUUUUUGUUUCUUUUACUAUCCUGUCGUGUACACGUGCAUGGUGCCUUUCUAAAAGAUGUCUGGCGGAUAAAAGGGCAAAGCAGAGAUCUGUGUUUGAAAGCGUGUCUGUGUUUCUGUUGUAGUCCUUUGUCAUACGAGAGAAUUAUUUUAUUUCAAAGAGCCACUUUAUCUACGAGUGAGCGAGAGAUCACGAUUAAAGUGGAACUGAUGUUUCCAUCAGGAUUUAUUCCACCUGUGGGACCACGCGCAUCUACAGUAACCCGAAGUGCUUCAUAUUAUUGGAGUAUGGACCGGUUAUUUUGUUAAUAUUAGAAGAGCUUUCAUAUUCUUUGUGUUAUUUUUUAACAUUUUCAUGUAGUUGAUGGGUAUAGGCAUCAGUUGCACAAGCAUCUCCAUAGACAUCGUGAUUUUCUUGAACUAAUCAAUGAAUCAAUGCGGCGCUACCUGACUGUAUAGAAAAUGUAUUUAGUUAUGGCAGAUAUUAAUGUAAUCACAAAAUGUUAUAUUUGUAUUAAUGAAAGAGGAAAAUGGUUUGUGUAACUCAGUGAAGAGUUCUUCAUGUAAGAAGCAAGCGGAGUGCGUGUAUGUGUGUGUUAGCGAAUGCAGGAGAGAAAGAGUUUGAUGCUUUGUUUGGGUGGGUCACUGAAUGCAUUUAGUUGAUCAGUUUGCACAUCUCCACUCCAAAUAACCCAGAUUGACCAGACAAAGUAGAUUUGAUUCAUUAAAAUCAUGUGUUUCACUUUUAGCAUUCCAUUUCUCAUUUGAAAAAAUUGCAAUUCAAGCGCAUGUACAAUCAAUCAUUCCCUUUAUUUUUCUAAAUGUUUUACUUUAAUACCUGCUUUAAGGAUGGGCCACACAUGAAUGGGGGUAAAUUGCAAGUCAAAAUGUCUCUUAGAUCAAUCAUCCGUCUUAAAAUGUAUCGAUACAAAGGGAAAAAUGUUCAAAUUUUAUCCUAACUGUAAGGUCAUACAGCUUGAGCUUAAUAUUUUUAUACUAGUUUGCUUCAGCAGAAUUUAAAAUAUAAAUGUACUGUAAGCAUAGUUCACGUUACAUUGCACAUUUGUUGUAUUUUUGAAAAACACAGGGCCAUGGUGUCUAUCCCACCUAAAGAGCUGAGUUUCAACAAGCACUUUCACCUGUUAAAGAACAGAACUGUUUUGUGGUCACUGACGAGUAGUCCCUUUUAAGCAUGAGUUGUCACCCUUGAUGUUUAUAUUGUGAUGUCUGUAUGCUGAAGGUAUGCGAGAUAUAUGUCUUACGGUUCUUUUUAGUUUCCUUUUUUUGUUUUCUGCUUCUUUUCUUUGCGUACAGUUGUUAUAGUCUGUUUAAGGGUAAUUUGUCCUUUUUAUUUUAAAUAUGAUUGUAAAGAUGUUUAUUGCACUGUUGUAAUGCCAGUGUCCAGAACUGUAAAUUCAUAAUAAAAUUUACUAUGAA